AGGGCAUGUGGCACAAGUCCGCGACAGGUUGCCGUCGUCAUAUAAAAAGUGCAGCCUGUUCGAGGCUAAGCCAUAGUCGGACUGAGGAUUGUCCACAAAAUGCACGCGUUCUAUUUGUUUGGAUUGACGCUAUUCACAGGCGCCUGGAGUUGGGGCUAUGGCGAGCCCGACUAUUACGGUUCACGGUGCGACCAUCUGCAGUGCUCGGAUGCCAAGGAGGAGGUCUGCGCUAAGAUCGAAGGCGGACAUCAGCGAGCGACCUUCGAUAAUGCCUGCGAGGCCCAGCGCUAUAGCUGCCUAACGGGAAAUUAUUGGCGCAUACUGUACGACGGUCCCUGCGAGUGCCCCGUCAAGUGUCCACUUACGUGCAGUCCGAUCUGUGCCACGCUUGAGAAUACGCAGAAGUCAUUUCAAAACCAAUGCGAAAUGCAGCAAUUCAUAUGCCACACGAGCGAACCUUGGAGAUACCUGCACGAAGGGCCAUGCGCUGGCGAAGAGGCCAUAUACUCACCACAAGGACCUUUAAUGAGAGCGAAUCCAUCCUAUCCGCUUUAUGCACCCCAACACGCAUAUGGCCCACCUGCCUAUGGCUAUCCCGCUUACGGACCCUAUGCCUAUCACCAACCAGCCUAUGGACCCCCAUUGCCAAUGGCUUACCCAAAUCCCUAUAGCUCGCAACGGGCAGCGGCUCAGCUGCAACCUUAUCACGUAUACAUCUCGAGAGAUGCUCUGCCCACAGAGUCAAGCGAAGCAUUCGGGACAACGACAGCUCAAUCGGCGGUUGAAUCUUCAACUGAACCAUCCACGAAUGUAACAGAUGCAAGCCUCUCUUCCGAUGCGACAUCCGAUCCUAAUACGACGAAUGAGGAGAGACAGGCUUUAGUCCAGAGCUUAAGAAAUGAUAUCAAUGAUGAUUCUAUCCCAGAGAAUACACCUACUUCUGCUGCUUCUGAGUACAAUUCGCCAACAGAAGCAGCCGUAAGUUCAGAUGGAGCUGCAGACAUAAAGGCAUCUGACCCAUACUCUCAGGAAACAACUAGUGAAUCGACUGACACCUCAACUACGGAUGCUUCAUCGGACUCUACGUCGGACUCUUCAUCAGAGCCACAAGUCCAAAGCUUAAGUAGAGCUGUAGCUGUUGAUCAGGAACCAGUAGAUAGUUCCCCACAAGAAACAGAUUCCACAACAUAUCAGACAUAUGCGGCUGAAGAUAAAAAUACAUCUGACCCAUACUCUCAGGAAACAACUAGUGAACCGACUGACACCUCAACACCGGACGCUUCAGCGGACUCUACGUCUGACUCUUCAUCAGAACCACAAGUCCAAAGCUUAAGUAGAGCUGCAGCUGUUGAUCAGGAACCAGUAGAUAGUUCCCCACAAGUUUCCGAAGAUGCCAACGAUGCAACUCUGGAUUCAACAACAGCUUCAGAAGACUUAGUGAUUGCAAACGUUGAUGACAAGCAAGCACGAAAUGUUGACGAAACUACAGCAAACAAUGCGGCUGCUAACCAAGUGAUUGUACAAGUGUCCGAGAAGGAUGACGUUCAAACGAUCAAGAUCAAUAACACAAAUACGAAUCCAAGCCCGACAUACAUAUUUUUGUUCCUCUCCAAGAGUUCAGCGCAAAAGGUUGAUAUACAAAAGAACUGAAUUAACUGCAAACUAUGAGAUUCUCUACGAUGCCAAAGCAAUUUACGAAACCCAAACGAUUCAUAAGACUAAAAACUUGA
Drosophila arizonae is the source of this 1730-nucleotide messenger RNA. RefSeq lists its product as uncharacterized. Gene Ontology annotation, molecular function: protein binding. Lineage: Eukaryota; Metazoa; Arthropoda; Insecta; Diptera; Drosophilidae. The record is from RefSeq and is a predicted model, not a curated record.